Messenger RNA from Neoarius graeffei (lesser salmon catfish), 3424 nucleotides. Its product is annotated as guanine nucleotide-binding protein G(I)/G(S)/G(T) subunit beta-1-like. Gene Ontology annotation, molecular function: protein binding; signaling receptor complex adaptor activity. NCBI's taxonomy places the organism in Eukaryota, Metazoa, Chordata, Actinopteri, Siluriformes, Ariidae. Gene Ontology annotation, biological process: G protein-coupled receptor signaling pathway. Gene Ontology annotation, cellular component: heterotrimeric G-protein complex; cytoplasm. The coding region runs from base 225 to 1247 and encodes 340 amino acids. The record is from RefSeq and is a predicted model, not a curated record. The transcript is spliced from 10 exons.
UGAAGAGACAGCUUGUUGAAAAUUGAGUUCAACCGUGGUCGGGGUGCAUGGCCCUUUAAAUAUAUUACAAUUGCUAAAAAACCGAGUGUGCUUUAUUUGCGGUUUAUUGUAUAACUGUUACCAUGUGUGGAUUUUGAAAUCAGCUGGGUUAAAGAGCAAUACGACGAGCUUGAUUCAGGUUCCAGCUAGUCUCUUCUGUGUCACAGGUGCGUCAUACCGGGACGAUGAGUGAACUAGAACAGUUACGACAAGAGGCAGAGCAACUUCGCAAUCAGAUACGGGAUGCCAGAAAGGCUUGUAGUGACUCUACUCUUUCAGAGAUCACAGCUGGUCUGGACUCAGCAGGAAGGAUACAGAUGAGGACCAGACGUACUCUUAGGGGGCAUCUUGCCAAAAUCUAUGCCAUGCAUUGGGGCACCGACUCAAGGUUACUUGUCAGUGCCUCCCAGGAUGGCAAAUUAAUCAUCUGGGACAGCUACACAACAAACAAGGUGCAUGCUAUUCCUCUGCGCUCAUCCUGGGUUAUGACGUGUGCCUACGCUCCUUCGGGCAACUAUGUGGCCUGCGGUGGCCUGGACAACAUCUGUUCCAUCUACAGCCUGAAGACUCGGGAGGGCAAUGUUCGGGUUACCAGAGAACUUCCUGGACACACUGGAUAUUUGUCUUGCUGUCGCUUCCUCAGUGACACCCAGAUUGUCACCAGCUCUGGAGACACCACAUGUGCACUGUGGGAUAUCGAAACGGGCCAGCAGGCCACCAACUUCACAGGCCACACAGGUGAUGUGAUGAGUCUGUCACUCAGCCCAGACUCCAAGACCUUCGUAUCAGGUGCCUGUGACGCCUCCUCCAAGCUGUGGGAUAUUCGAGACGGCAUGUGCAGACAGACCUUCACCGGCCAUUUUUCUGACAUUAAUGCUGUCUGUUUUUUCCCGAAUGGAAAUGCCUUUGCUACGGGUUCAGAUGAUGCCACCUGCAGGCUGUUUGACCUGCGUGCAGAUCAGGAGCUCAUGAUGUAUUCGCAUGACAACAUCAUCUGCGGCAUCACCUCUGUGGCCUUCUCCAAGAGCGGCCGCCUGCUUCUCGCUGGCUACGAUGACUUCAACUGCAAUGUCUGGGACACGUUAAAGGGCGAGAGAGCAGGUGUCCUUGCUGGCCAUGACAACAGGGUCAGCUGUCUAGGUGUGACAGAUGAUGGCAUGGCCGUGGCCACAGGCUCUUGGGAUAGCUUCCUCCGUAUCUGGAACUGAGCCAGACAGCUGGACUUUUAAGGAGGACUGCACCAUCACUACAGGUCUCAUCUGUGAGAACAUGCCUUUUGUAUUCACACAUUCCUGUGAAGAGGCCCAGACUGACUCGACAGAGGUCAGCAGGAGGUUAUUGAGAAACGAUGGAGGCAUCAUUGUGCUUUAUGUACAUACGUAUGUACAGCAUAUGAAUAUAAAUAUGGUAUAUAUGUACAGCAGUAUGCACAUGUAUAUGCCAUAUAUAUAUGCUCACACAAUGGUAUUGUAUAUAUUUUUGUAGUUUGAUUGCAGCCUAUUAUUGCUGUUUUGUUUGAGACGCAUCAUUUUACAGUAUAUUUGAAUUUCAACAUAUUUUUAGCAGAUUCCUGUGUGCCAGUACCCUUUAGCACCUGCAUUCAUUUUAUUUAGGGUUUUUUUUUUUUAGAAAGCACUUUCUAAGAGCCAAUUUCCUCAAAAAUAAGAAUAAAGCACAGGUACUUUCUGAAUAGUUUAGAGAGAGGGUGGGGCAGGGCAGCGACUGUCUGGCAUAAGCAGCAGAAACGGCAUAAAGACUGUGCUUCAGUAAUAAUUUCUACCCAAUUCCUUUAGUGAAGGGGAAAAAAAAAUUUAGACCUUAUGAUACUAGAUGGCUUAAGGGCAUUAGGGACUUUGUGUGUAACCAGCAGCUAUGUAACAGAACAUUUCAUAAAAUGUUUGCUGCUGUGGUGUGUGUGGGUGGGUAUUUUUUUUAAUAUAAAAGUGCAAGUCCCUUAUUUUUCUCCCUGGAUUGAAACAAAUUGAGAACCUAGGAGUUGAAAUAUCUUGUAUUGCCUUGAUAUCAAGCAGUUCUGCACUGAUUUGGCCUGAGUUUCCCAAAAGCAUCGCAGCACAAAGAUAAUCGUUAAAUGGUAGAGCGAGCAGCACAAUGAACACACACACACUCCUAGUUAAGAUGCUCUUAGCGUUAAGAGGCUUUUGGGAAAUCCACCCAGUUCUAGAAGUGUACCAGGAUACUGCUGCCCUACAAACUCAAAUUCCAGCUCUAAUGUACAAACGCAUCAUGGCAUAAUAAAAGCUCGGAUUUUUGUGGCCAUUAUAAGGCAGAUAAUCUCAGACGCAAAUCAUCAUCAUUAUUAUUAUUAUUGCAGAACACAUUUUUUUCCCCUGCACUAUUGGUCAUUUCUUAUCUGCCCGAAAACCCAUUCAAACUUUCCAAGUGCUACUGAGACUCUGUAGAAAACCCCAGAAGACCCAGAUUGUUGCAGUGUAGGAUCAAUAAUCAGUCUGUUAGUAAUUAUAAAGCAAUCUGCGUUACUAUAGGCUGAAUGAACUAUGUUUAUUUGUUGGGUCGAGUUUGUAGCAUGGUUGGUUUUAGUUGUGAAACUAAAUUUAGGCUGCUGUUAAUGAAGAACACUAGAAAUGUAUUGUGCCGAAGGCGCUGUGCCUGUUUUUGCCUUCACUCAUAAACGAUGCAGUAUUUAAUUCUUUUAUCAGUUUGUACCAGCAGUAACCAAAGGAACCAAAAAAUUAAGUGUUCAUUUACACAUUUAGCCAUGUCCUUUGCAUUUCUUAGAAGUACAUUUGAUAAAGCCAGACCAUUUCAAUUUUUUUUUAAUUGCAAACCAGGCCUUUUGAUAAGCCUUAAUGUGUAAUCUUAGUUAAAUUCAUCAGAACAUUCCCAGUGUAUUUUACCCAUUUUUGUGCCAUUUGGUUUCUCAAUCAUUAAUUUUGUGUUUAAAAAUUGUGUGGUCAGCACACUGUGUUAGAAUGCAGUCACAUGUACAACCCUGGUGCUUAAAUGUGAGUAUGGCAGAGUGUAUUAUUGUUCCAAGUGUUUCAGUGAUGACCCAGUGGCAUUAACAGCAUUGCUGUUCCCAUCAUAAGGGUUUUUAAAUUUUUUUCCCUCCCCCAGACAAACUGUAUUAACACUGUAUUAAGACUGAAAUGAAAAGUGAAACAGGGAAUGGCCACUAAGCAGAAGUAGUUACCAGCCCCUGCUUUUUUUUUCCUUUUUUUUUUUUAAACCUUUUAAGCCAGUAAACACAAGGCUUUUGUGCCUUGAUAUUUUAUAGUGCCAUCAUGUGAACUAAUCAUUUAAGAGAUUUUCUUUUAUAGUAUUUUUUUUUUGUAUUUGUACAGUGGCUUGGUGAUAAUGGUGUUACUAUAAGUUGAUAUUGUAUUAAAUAAGACCUUUAACCAAA